Molecule: messenger RNA, 1101 nt
Organism: Rhodamnia argentea
Lineage: Eukaryota; Viridiplantae; Streptophyta; Magnoliopsida; Myrtales; Myrtaceae
Product: bax inhibitor 1-like
Exons: 6
Coding region: 108-848 (246 amino acids)
Cellular component (GO): membrane
Source: RefSeq, a predicted model, not a curated record
UCCUAAAUCGGCCGGUUCCCGCAGAAAUCGAGCGAGUUGGUUGAAGAAUUCGUGACUUACCUGCAAAAGUUUUCGCUCUCGAUCGUUCUCGCAAGCAUCGAAUAGACAUGGACGCGUUCGCUUCCUUCUUCCAAUCGAGCAAUCGCAAUGGCUGGAGCUACGAUUCCCUCAAGAACUUCCGCCAGAUAUCUCCCGUCGUUCAAUCUCACCUCAAACAGGUGUAUCUGUCCUUAUGUUGCGCCUUGGUCGCGUCGGCUGCUGGUGCUUACCUGCAUCUGUUGUUGAACAUUGGCGGGCUUCUCACGACAUUUGCUUGCAUCGGAAGCAUGCUAUGGCUGCUUUCUACUCCUCCGUACGAAGAGCAAAAGAGGUUUGGUCUGCUCAUGGCGGCAGCUCUCUUUGAAGGAGCAGCUAUUGGUCCUCUCAUCGAAAUGGCCAUCAAGGUUGACCCGAGCAUUCUGAUAAGCGCAUUUGUGGGAUCCGCUUUGGCCUUCGCUUGUUUCUCAGGCGCAGCCAUGUUGGCUAGGCGGAGGGAGUACCUAUAUCUUGGUGGCUUGCUUUCUUCUGGGCUCUCCAUGCUCAUGUGGUUGCAAUUCGCGUCCGCUAUCUUUGGCGGAUCUGCAGCCAUCUUUAAGUUUGAGAUAUACUUUGGGCUUCUAGUGUUCAUCGGCUAUGUGGUAGUGGACACUCAAGAGAUAAUCGAGCAAGCACACCGUGGUGAUCUGGACUACGUGAGGCAUGCGUUAAACCUCUUCACUGAUUUUGUGGCUGUUUUCGUCCGAAUCCUGAUCAUCAUGUUAAAGAACUCUGCUGAGAAGACCGAGAAGAAGAAGAAAAGGAGAGACUGAAGUGGCUGUGGUCCAAUCGUGGCUCGUGGCAAGGAUCCAUCUCGUACUCCUUACUUUCUUCUAUGAUUAAGUUUGACCAAACGCCGUUUGAUGGUGUGUCCGAGUUGUUCUCAUGUUUUCCCCCCCUUUCUGUAUAGAAUUACGGUUUGACCUUGUUCUUCAGCGUAGCUCCCAUCAAGUCUCUUUUUAAUCUGUUUCGGCAUGUCGUCUGCUCAUUAUCUACUGCGUACUGAUAACUCUAAUGUGAAUGAGU